This is a messenger RNA of Eutrema salsugineum, 2451 nucleotides long. RefSeq names its product pentatricopeptide repeat-containing protein At1g71490. The record is from RefSeq and is a predicted model, not a curated record. Gene Ontology annotation, biological process: RNA modification. Gene Ontology annotation, molecular function: protein binding; RNA binding. The transcript has a single exon. NCBI's taxonomy places the organism in Eukaryota, Viridiplantae, Streptophyta, Magnoliopsida, Brassicales, Brassicaceae. The coding region runs from base 255 to 2429 and encodes 724 amino acids.
UCUAAGUGCAGAGAAUUAUCAGUCAUUAUCUUCAAUUCUGCGUUGGAUAUACUCUCAGGUUUGAAGUGCGUACAUGGUAUGUUAAGCGCACCAAGUGUUCGAUGCUAUGCCUCACUGAUAUAUUCUCAACUUGUAGCCUAUUUGAUCCCCCGCUUUGAUUUCAGGAGAAGUAUAUAAUUCUUUGAAUCUGCUUGUUCUAGUGCUCGGAUCAACUGUGAUCAUAUGCCAUCUAUGAUGUUGUUUUCACAAAGUAGAUGCCUUAUCCUCCUUCUCGUCCUAUUCCUGGAGGUAUCACCGUAUCCGACAUUGUCAAGUUUAUUCCCAAAUUAUGGAAACAGCCACCAAGUCCUGUCCCACGAACUUCCGAAAGCCACAAUGAAUCAAUGGUGAUUGAGAGUCUUUUCAAAUCUCUCGGACAUUUCGCCAGCCACGGUCAUUUGCAUGACGCUUUUAGAACGCUUUCUCUUCUACGUCUUCAAUCCUCUUCCUCUGUUUCAGGUGACCUUGUUUUGCAUUCCGUGGCUUCCCUUUUAUCCGCAUGCGUCCAUGUUCGUGCAUUUUCGCCAGGGCUGCAAAUUCACGCUCACUGUAUUUCGUCGGGUGUGGAAUAUCACUUUGCUUUUGUGCCAAAGCUGGUUACUUUUUACUCUGCCUUUAAUCUCCACAACGAAGCUCGGUUAAUCAAUGAGAACUCCGACAUUUUGCAUACCUUACCUUGGAAUGUGCUCAUCGGUUCGUAUGCCAAGAACGAGCUUUUUGAGGAGGCCGUUGAUGCUUACAAGCGAAUGGUAAGUAAAGGAAUUCGACCCGAUGCCUUCACUUAUCCGUCUGUUCUCAAGGCCUGUGGUGAAACUCUUGACCUUGCCUCUGGAAAGGUGAUUCAUGGAUCCAUUGAGAUUAGCUCUCACAAGUGCAGCUUGUAUGUCUGCAAUGCAUUGAUCUCUAUGUAUAAAAGGUUUGGAAAUGUGGGUAUCGCUCGGAGGUUGUUCGAUAGAAUGCCUGAAAGGGAUGCUGUCUCAUGGAAUGCAGUGAUAAGCUGCUAUGCCUCGGAAGGCAUGUGGAGUGAAGCAUUCGAGCUUUUUGAUCAAAUGGGGUUUUCAGGUGUAGAAGUCAGUGUCAUAACUUGGAAUAUUAUUUCUGGAGGUUGUUUGCAUACAGGAAACUAUGCAGGAGCUUUGGGUUUAGUCUCUAGGAUGAGAAAUUUUCCCACGAGCUUAGAUCCCGUGGCUGUGAUUAUUGGUUUGAAGGCCUGCUCGCUCUUAAGAGCUAGACGGUUGGGAAAAGAGAUCCAUGGUUUUGCAAUUCGAAGUUUUUACGAUGGGAUUGACAAAGUUCAAAACACGUUGAUCACAAUGUACUCGAAAUGCGAUGACCUUAGGCAUGCCUUUAUAGUGUUUCAACAGAUGGAGGUAAAUAGUUUGAGUACUUGGAACUCUAUCAUUUCCGGUUAUGCGCAAGUGAACCGAUCAGAAGAAGCCUCUUUCCUUCUCAGGGAGAUGUUGCUUGCUGGCUUUCAGCCAAAUUCCAUUACGUUUGCAAGCAUUCUCCCUCUUUGUGCUCGGGUUGCAAAUCUGCAACAUGGGAAAGAGUUCCAUUGCUAUAUCCUGAGGCGCAAGUGCUUCAAGGACUAUACAAUGCUGUGGAACUCCCUCGUCGAUAUUUACGCAAAAUCGGGAAAGAUUGUAGCUGCAAAGCGAGUAUCUAUUUUGAUGAGCGAAAGAGACGAAGUAACAUACACUUCCUUGAUAAAUGGAUUCGGAAAUCAGGGUGAAGGGCGAGUUGCCUUGGCCCUGUUCAAGGAGAUGAUCAGAUUUGGUAUUAAACCUGACCAUAUAACCAUGGUUGCAGUUCUAUCGGCCUGCAGUCAUUCCAAGUUAGUCCAUGAAGGCCAAAGGCUGUUUAUGAAGAUGCAGUGUGAGUAUGGUAUACGGCCUUGUCUUCAACAUUUUUCUUGUAUGGUUGAUCUCUAUGGCAGAGCAGGUCUCCUGGAGGAAGCCAAAGGUGUAAUUCAAAGAAUGCCAUAUGAGCCGUCCAGUGCCAUGUGGGCUACUCUACUGAACGCUUGCCACAUCCACGGGAACACAGAGAUUGGUAAGUGGGCAGCAGAAAAACUCCUGGAGAUGAAGCCAGAGAACCCGGGUCACUAUGUGUUGAUUGCAAAUAUGUAUGCAGCUGCUGGUUCUUGGAGAAAACUUGCUGAAGUGAGGACUUCCAUGAGGGACUUGGGUGUGAAGAAGGCUCCUGGUAGUGCUUGGAUUGACAUAGGUUCUGGGUUUUCACUGUUCUCUGUGGGGAACACGUCAAGCCCUCAAGCAUGUGAUACCUAUCCUCUGUUAGAUGGAUUGAAUCAGCUGAUGAAAGACGCUACUGAUUAUGCCAUCUAUGAGGAUCAAAGUUCAGAUGAAGAACUUCUUCAAGAAAGAGGAUGAAGUUGACCCUCGUGGAAUCAUA